Penicillium argentinense is the source of this 600-nucleotide messenger RNA. RefSeq lists its product as uncharacterized. The transcript is spliced from 2 exons. Lineage: Eukaryota; Fungi; Ascomycota; Eurotiomycetes; Eurotiales; Aspergillaceae. The record is from RefSeq and is a predicted model, not a curated record. Bases 1 to 600 code for a protein of 199 amino acids.
AUGUAUGAUCUCACAGAAAAGGUUGCCAUCGUGACAGGCUCUAACACAGGCCUCGGACUAGAAUGUGUGAGACAACUACUCUCCCGCAAACUGACACGGGUAAUCAUCUCCGUGCGCUCCGUGAACAAAGGCGAAGAUGCAGCCGCCAAAUUACGCGAGAUAUUUCCCACGGCCACGAUCAACAUUUGGCCACUGGAUAUGGCUUCCUACGACUCAGUUAAAGUCUUUGUCAUGAAAGAUGAAAACCUUCCCCGUAUCGAUAUUGCAAUUUUGAAUGCCGGCAUGACGAAUUCGAUGUUCAAGAUCUUGCCUGGUACAGGUCACGAGGAGACGAUGCAGGUUAAUUACCUCUCCACAAUGCUGCUAUCCAUUCUGCUUCUCCCCGUGCUGAAGGGGAAAUUGCCUGACGGGCCGGGAAGGUUGACGAUCGCUACGACGAUGCUCUCGCUUACUGCGAAGUUCGCGCAGAGGAAUGAGGUGCCUCUCGUUGCUGCUUUUGAUGAUGAGAAAUUCUUCGACCAAGUGGAUUUGUACCCGACGUCGAAGUUUCUGGGACAGGUUUUCCUGGUGGAAGUUGACGGACUUGGUGAAGGCCGAUGA